GGGCGGGGCGGGCGCUGGGUUUGCCGCGGUGAGAGCUGGCUGUGGGGCUGAGCUCGGAAAGGGCUCUCAGGCGUCCUUUUGUUCCGCGGCCGCAGGGCGGGGCAGGCCCAAGUUUCGCUGUACUCUUGUUUACUCUCCAGAACGGCCAUGAUUUCCCAGUUCUUCAUUCUGUCCUCCAAGGGGGACCCGCUCAUCUACAAAGACUUCCGCGGGGACAGUGGCGGCCGGGAUGUGGCUGAGCUCUUCUACCGGAAGCUGACGGGACUGCCUGGAGACGAGUCCCCGGUUGUCAUGCACCAGGAUGACCGUCAUUUUAUUCACAUCAGACACAGCGGCCUCUAUUUGGUGGCCACGACUUCAGAAAACAUUUCUCCCUUCAGCCUCCUAGAGCUGCUUUCCCGGUUAGCCACUCUCCUGGGCGACUACUGUGGCUCCCUCAGCGAGGGGACCAUCUCCCGCAACGUGGCUCUGGUCUAUGAGCUUCUGGAUGAAGUGCUGGACUAUGGCUACGUACAGACCACCUCCACGGAGAUACUGAGGAACUUCAUCCAGACAGAAGCCGUGGUCAGCAAGCCCUUCAGCCUCUUUGACCUCAGCAGCGUCGGCUUGUUUGGAGCCGAAACACAACAGAGCAAGGUGGCUCCCAGCAGUGCAGCCAGCCGCCCAGUCCUGACCAGUCGCUCUGACCAGAGUCAGAAGAAUGAAGUUUUUUUGGAUGUGGUCGAAAGAUUGUCUGUACUGAUAGCAUCUAAUGGCUCAUUACUGAAGGUGGAUGUGCAGGGGGAGCUCCGACUCAAGAGCUUUCUUCCCAGCGGCUCCGAGUUGCGCAUCGGCUUGACAGAGGAAUUUUGUGUGGGGAAGUCAGAACUGAGAGGUUAUGGGCCAGGAAUUCGGGUUGAUGAGGUCUCAUUUCAUAGUUCUGUGAAUCUGGAUGAGUUUGAGUCUCAUCGAAUCCUGCGUCUGCAGCCACCUCAGGGCGAGCUGACUGUGAUGCGGUACCAACUCUCAGAUGACCUUCCUUCCCCUCUUCCCUUCCGGCUCUUUCCGUCUGUGCAGUUGGACCGAGGCUCAGGCAGGCUGCAGGUUUAUCUGAAGUUACGGUGUGACCUACCUGCAAAGAGCCAAGCGCUCAACGUCAGGCUGCACCUUCCCCUGCCCCGAGGGGUGGUCAGCCUGUCUCAGGAGCUGAGCAGCCCGGAGCAGAAGGCAGAGCUGGGGGAGGGAGCCCUUCGCUGGGUCCUCCCUCGCGUCCAAGGAGGCUCUCAGCUCUCAGGCCUUUUCCAGAUGGAUGUCCCAGGCCUCUCCGGGCCUCCUGGCCAUGGGCCCUCCUCGACCCCAAAUCCUCCUCUGGGGCUGGGCCCUGCAAGCCUCUCCUUCGAGCUUCCCCGGCACACCUGCUCCGGCCUCCAGGUGCGCUUCCUCCGGCUUUCCUUCAGGCCUUGUGGCAACACCAACCCCCACAAGUGGGUGCGGCACCUGAGCCACAGCGAUGCCUACGUCAUUCGGAUCUGAGGAUCCCCAGAUGAGGACGCAGGCAGUGGUCCAGGCUCCGGGCUUGUGGCUGUGGAGCUGAACUGGAAGAGUCCUGGGGCCUGAGAGGUCAGGAGGGCUUGAUGGGCUCAAGCCUUAUGGGGUCUAACAUGGGAAAGAUUGAGGUGUACCAGAACUUACAAACCAAAUUUUUAUUCUGAGGAACUGGCUGUACAAUAUCUAAAAAGAAAGGAAAGUGGAGGAAGUAAGCUACUACUUCUUUCCACUCAGCGUGCGUCUGGGUGUGUCUGUGUAGGAGUCUGUAGAAGAUGGUCAACAAAUGAGUGACAGCAUCAGGGAGCAGGCUGUGGGGAGCCAGACCCUGGGGGCUGGGAGCUAUUAGCCUUUGGAGUCCCUGGGGCUGGAGGGGGGCUAUCCCCAGCUUCCUGUUUUCCCCCACAGAGGGCACUGCCCCCAAGGGGGGAAGGGGAUGAUGAGGGAGGAGGAACUGGAGAAGGGUGGGAGGUGGGGCCUCCUUUGCCAUCCCCUGUAGGGGGAAGAGAGACCACGAUGUACUUCUGGACACUGCCUGGCCCAGAGGGCGCGGUGCUGGGUGGUGCAGUUGUGGCCGUGGAGACCAGCUUGACGAUGGGCUGCACACUGGGGACCGUGGUGGUGACAGGAGAGGUGGUGGUAGAGCCUGAGCCUGGGGCUGAGGUACUGAGGGAUAGGACCUGGGAGGAGAAAGAAAAGGCAGGGCCUUGAGUCCUCCCACCGGAGGACCAUUCCCCAGAGCGGGCUCAGAGCCGACAUCCCAGACUGCUGCCAGCUCAGGGGCCUUGUCAGGCCGAGCGGCGAUGGCCCCAUAGCACCCCAUGAAGGGCCCCUUCCAUCUCUGUCUUUGGGGCCUCCUGGGGUGCUCUGAGGUGACCCAGAUCCCUCACCCCACACCUUCCACGUACCUGUUGGGUGGAUGAGGCACUGGAGGAUGAUGACAUUACAAUAAACUUGGUUGGAGGAGGGGAGGGCUGAGGAGGAGCAGCAGCCCUUGAAGACACCAGCGUCUGGACGGGCAGUGCAAUGGAGCCAGGGACCUUUAGCAGGCCAGGGGUGCGAGGGCCAGGCUGUGGGGCCUGGGAGAGAGUCAGCGUGGGCCGGGGCUGCAGGGAGAAGAAGCAAGGUUGUCAACAUCCAGAAAAGAAGGGCCUAGAAGAAGCAGCUGGGCUCCUCUCACUGCUCCUCUGGUUCCUGUCUGGGGUUGGGGUGUCGCACUCUUAAGGAAGCCUGGAUUCCCCCAGGGCUGAGAGUCGGAGGGCCUUGGAUUUGAAAAUAAAAGUGCUUGUCUGAG
This is a messenger RNA of Choloepus didactylus (southern two-toed sloth), 2818 nucleotides long. RefSeq names its product adaptor related protein complex 4 subunit mu 1 (gene AP4M1). NCBI's taxonomy places the organism in Eukaryota, Metazoa, Chordata, Mammalia, Pilosa, Megalonychidae. The record is from RefSeq and is a predicted model, not a curated record. Bases 148 to 1512 code for a protein of 454 amino acids. The transcript has 15 exons. Gene Ontology annotation, cellular component: cytoplasmic vesicle; trans-Golgi network; clathrin adaptor complex. Gene Ontology annotation, biological process: Golgi to lysosome transport; protein targeting.